CGGUUCUAGGGUCGACUCGAGAGCUUCCGGGCUUUGUUGCACCCCCGGAAUAUACCUACCUAUAAAUCUCUGCUUACCGUCCGCUAGGCACUCGCUUAGCGUUACAUACAGGUAGGUUGGGUGGGUACGGAGUACAUACCUACGUACAUGCUUCUCCCCCUUGUCGCUCUGCCGGCCUUAUCUUGUAUUCCAUCAAGCUGGAGAGAUAGAUAUAGUCUCGGUCUCCCCAAACCAUCUACCAAGCCUGCCUGCCUACCUGCCUACCUCUCUCGUCCUCGACGAAGAAAGAUAGACAAGGUCGACGAGCCACAGCCAUACCUACAUAUCGCAGACGGCAACCGAUUGGCACGCCCCUCCCCUCCUGUUCCCUCGUCACCCUCGUUGAGUAGGUACCUAACCUCGUUGCCGACCGAGGACGAGCGACGUCGUCGCAUCAUCAUACCCAGUCCGUCAGCUUACCACUACCCGCUCGCCGUCUUCGUCUUCUAUCGGUAUUGGCCACCGUAUAACAACCCAUCCGCCUAACUGUUGCCUCUCGAGCUGAGAGUCCUGCAUGUCGAAUAUGCGCCACAGUCACCGUUGGGACGAGGGAUAUUGUGCUCUUACAAUUUCCCACACUUAGGCCGUCUGUUGCCAGUGAGAGUCGCCGGCGUAUAAUGCCACGCCCGAAAAAGCCCGGCGCACCGGAACCGAAACGGCGGAGUCGAAAUGGAUGCUGGCCGUGUAAGAACCGCAAGAUCAAGUGUGGAGAGGAGCGCCCCAGUUGCUUGAACUGCCAAAAAACAGGCGAGACAUGUGACUACAGCAUCCGUCUAAACUGGGAGGGCCGGAGAGGAAAGCGGCCCGAGCCCGAGAUCGCCGACUUCGGCCGGGAAGUCCUACCAACACCCUUACCCGCUAAGGGCUUCAAGCUAGUCCACCAGCAUCCUCUGUCUGAUGCGCCCGGAGGCCGGAGGCUCGAACCCUUGACUGGCCCGGCAAGCCAGCCCAGGGUCGAGCGCAGUGGGGCAAUGCUUCUUCAGACCGCGGUGUCCUUAGGAAACCCGUCCUCGGUGUCGCCAUCUACGAACGUCGCCGAUGUAGAGUUCUCCCAACCCGCUCGCAAACGCGCCAAGUUGAAGUCGGCCAUUCACUCGCCCGACUCGAAACCUGUACACCUGGCUAGCCACAGGCAUAACUCCGCAGCUAGUUCGACCCUGGAUUCAAGCGUUGAAUCUUUCAGGUUCACCAUCGGCUCCGGUCUGUCAGCCAGCUCGCCACUGACCCCCACCACCUCUUCCACCUACAGCGACGAUGACCAUCGUCACACAAGUCGAAGGCUUUCCGUCAAUUCUCUCUUAUCGGCACCCCCGGGCCCUUUGUUUUUCCAGGAUGAACAUGCUACCCGAGCGAGGGCCGGUCUACCGCCGAUAGACACUCGAGCACGUUUGCCGACGGAAACGGCCUACUACGGUAUUGAUCGAGGCUUUCCCGAUCAUGAUAUGGGGAAGAAUGACGACAUGAAUUCCAUUAGCGGAUCGUCGCCGCUACUCCAACGCGAAUUUAUAGACGCGCCCUUCGAGGAAACUAAUGACUAUGUGGUCUGGAACGAGUUCGGGUUUGGAGUAGAGACCAAUGAGCUCAGCAGUGAAGAGGGUGGAUAUUAUUCCAAACCUGUGUCGAUAUGCAUCCCCUGCAGCCUCGAGCCACUCCCGUCGAGGCUCCUUGAGAACCCGAUGAACCUUCUUUAUUUCCAUCAUUUCUUGAAUCAUACCGCUCGGGUUCUUGUUCCCUAUGAUGAUCCUCACGCCAACCCCUUUCGCACCAUCCUCCCCCAGAUGGCCGUGAAGAACGACAACUUGUUGGCGCUGCUGCUUGCGUACUCAGCCUCACAUAGGGCACGUGUUCUUAAUCACCCAGAGCCCUCGAUAAGGAUCGCUUUCUGGGUAGACGGCACAUUUCCCGCGCUUCGGCGCGCCUUAGACGACCCGGACAAAAACUUCUCAAAUGCGAAUCUUGCAACGGCUAUCAUGUUGGCCUCCCUUGAGAUAAUUUCCCCGAAGAUAUUUGGGUGCGAUAUUCCGUGGCAGAAACACCUGGGGCUUGCUAGAGAACUUAUCACCGCACGCCCGGGUGGCCUUCGUGGACUGCAGUCUAACUUCCGCAACGACCCGGUGUGCUCGUUUCUCUGGAGUUGGGCAGCUUAUCUCGACGUCAUAGGGAGUCUGAGCGGGGGCCCCAAAGAGUCCUCGUCGGCCUGGAUAUUCGACUACGAAGUAGACGAUAUCCUCGACGGCUAUGACGAGAUUGACUGUAUCAUGGGCUUCACCACGCGAUGCGUGUAUCUUCUGGCCAAGAUUGCUGACCUAGCUAGGAAAUGCGAUGCGGAGCGCAUUAGAGACGACCCCGAUGAGAAAUACGAGUGGGAGCCGAGCGUGGAUAUCAACGACCAAGCUUCCAAGCUCGAGACAGCCGUCAAGGAGAGCAUGCUCCAGUCCCCCGUGCCCUGUAAGCACAUCCACAAGAAAGGGGACGUGGAGAAGUGGGAUAGGCGUGAGAUGGAAGCGACUAACGAGGCCUUUCAUUGGGCUGGGCUUGUACAUCUCUACCGGAGAAUCAUGGGGAAGGCGUCCGAAGAUGGCAGCGUCCAGAUGGCCGUGCAAAGGAUCGUCGACUGUCUCGGUCGUAUCCGACCAGGUGGGACGGCGGAGUCGUGCCUGUUGUUUCCUAUGUUUACCGCGGGAUGCGAUGCCAAGGACGAGGGGCAGAGACGGCUCAUUCUUACGAGAUUCAAGACCGCCGAGAAUCACGGGAUGACUCAGGCACGUUCUCGCACUCUACCUACCUAAACCGCCCCCCUUCUUCUAACAGGUCUUCCCUUCAGAUACAUAACGCGCGCCGAC
Molecule: messenger RNA, 2882 nt
Organism: Durotheca rogersii
Lineage: Eukaryota; Fungi; Ascomycota; Sordariomycetes; Xylariales; Xylariaceae
Exons: 8
Coding region: 657-2828 (723 amino acids)
Biological process (GO): positive regulation of transcription by RNA polymerase II
Cellular component (GO): nucleus
Molecular function (GO): transcription cis-regulatory region binding; zinc ion binding; DNA-binding transcription factor activity, RNA polymerase II-specific
Source: RefSeq, a predicted model, not a curated record